Ornithodoros turicata is the source of this 706-nucleotide messenger RNA. RefSeq lists its product as uncharacterized. The transcript has 2 exons. NCBI's taxonomy places the organism in Eukaryota, Metazoa, Arthropoda, Arachnida, Ixodida, Argasidae. The coding region runs from base 186 to 620 and encodes 144 amino acids. The record is from RefSeq and is a predicted model, not a curated record.
AUGCACGAGCGAUGCGCUCGCACCGUCGCUAGCUUGCUAGUCAGUGUCAGUCGGCCCGUCAGUUCGUUCCGACGCAGCGGCUCUCGUUGUUCGAUUGCACCAGCCGUCGUUUUGCGGUGUAGCGACAACCCGAGGUAGCGCCUGCGGUCGCGAUACUCUUGCCGGAAAAGCUCGUCGCUUUCGCCAUGGCAGGGCCCGGGAAGACGGCGUCCAUCGAAAUUAUUCAGGAUGUGGUCAUCACCGAAACGGCAGGGCCUAGGUCUCAGUCACCACAACCUCAGCUCGCUCCUCCCCCUCCUCCUCCUCCUGAGGCUAGGGGCGCCGGUUCCGUGAUCGAGAUAACAACGGCUGACCAGUCGGGGAGCACUACAAUGACAGCUGUGAACGGCCCCAACAUGAAUGUCAGGACAACGGUUUCGAAUGAGGGCACAAACAUGCAAGUGACGACGAGCGACGGCAACGUGCGUAACAUCAACGUGCCGCCGAUUAAACGGAGCAGCUCCAACGCGCGAUUCGAGAGACGCAUACUCGUCGUGGACGGCAAUGAGACUAUGGAAGAGUACGAGAAUGGACGGCUCGUCAAGAAGACAAUCAAUGGAAAAGAGCAGCCCUUGCAGUAAAUGCCUUCGUCGCAAGAACGGACGACUUUUAGAAGGAUUGCUGAUGAAAAGAGAUGGCCCUUGCAGUAAAAUUUUUCUGAACUGUU